AUGGAGAUCUACAGCCACAAUAUGGAGGUCACUGGAAAACCCCAGAAGCCUAGACUUCUGGAGGCCAUGCUCUCGCCCCGUCUUCUCUCCUUACUCCACCAGCUACAGACCUCGCCGGCGUGUGCGUCGUCGUCGCAGACAUUUGACGAAGCCUUGCAGUCGAAAUACCUCCGGCAGAUUCGCGAGGAACUGUACGACAUGCAGGAGACGUGUGGGGUCGCGCGCUGGCCGCCUCCGGUCGCCCCAGCCCCUUGCGCGGACGAGGCGGCGGGCGAGGCCUUCCCGGCUUCCGGUGAUGAAGAUGGCGAGCGCCUCGGCUGGACAGUCUUGCUCCUGAAACUCCACCAGACCUUCGCGUCGCUACUCGCUGCCUCCCGUCGGGAAGGCGAAAGCGAAGGAAGGAAACAGGAGAGCGGGACUUCCACUGUUCCGCAGCAGGAGUCCCCAGAGGAGACACCGCUCCAGCAGCAGUUGCCCGGCGACUCCCGAUCCCCUGCCUCACCCGCCUUGAGAAUUCAAACCAACGAAUUCGAGAUCUCUUCUCUCUGGCAAAUGCUGCAGUCGCAAGCGCCGGCAUGCGCAGGCAGCGGAGCCAGCGCGGCUGUCGGUGGACCGCGAGGCGACGGCCGGGGCCCGAUGCCGGCGGGGCUAGGCCUCAUGACGGCGGGCGCCCUUCUUCCCAGCAGCUUGUCGGGCCUCUUGACCCCGCAAGGGUCGCUGGAGCCUCCGGACCGAGCGGGGAGUGCCGGGGCCUCGACGCUGUCCGCUGGAGACGGCCGGGGCCGGUCGACUGCGGCCACGACUCCCGCGUGGACUUCCAUGUCAGCAGAUGGAAAGGAAAACGCCGCGGAGACGCAGGCCCCGGGAGACGAGCGCCUUCCGUUUGACGUCGUGUUCGAGUUGAAGAGAGGCUGCUGGACUUCGGUCUGCCGGCAGCAACAGGCGGAGCAACUCCGCGAACACCAGCAACAACAGUCGCAGCUGGCGUCGACGUUUCUUCACUCUCGCCCCAGCAGUUUUCGGAGUCUAGGGAGCAGCAGCCUCCCGAGCACUUCCACGGGCGCGCCUUCAGCUUUCUCCUUCUCCUCUGGGCCGAAUGCGCCGAGUCCGUCUGGACCCUCGUCGAGCGGCGUCUACGACACCAGCGGCGUCGUCGGCAGCGGAGGCUUCGGCGGUCCUCUCCCCUUGAGUUCCCGUCCGCCGUGCGCGUUCUGCGCCUCGUCUCUCGCGUCUCUGAUUCGAAUCGAAGAGCGGCCGGACCCUGAGACGGCGACGACGCGUCUGUGCGUGACCCUCGUCAUCGACAGCGAAGUCUUGCAUUUCUGCUGUUGCAGCGGCGGUCGCUUCGACGCGUACUUCACGGCGCUCAUUGCCCACCUCAUCUUGACGGGUUGCGGACAGGUGACCAAGUCCCCGUCGCUCGCGCCGGGCGAGGACCGCUCGCACAAAAGCGACAAGCUGCUGGCCCCACCGACUGCUGAGGGCAAGGGCGGUGCCGAAAAGGUCGGACGAGGAACCGGCUCGAAAGAAAAGAGUCGCCGCAAGGGUGAGGGGAAAGCAGCCGCAAACUCGCUCGGCCAAAAGGGUGCGUCGCCGAGCAGUCGCGAAUGUGAAGCCGGCGUGCCGCGCGAGGACCACGCGUCUUCAGACACGUCUCAGGGCGGUCGAAACGCAAAGACCGAGGAAGACACGCGCGCGCGGGGCGCAUCUCCGCUGUCUGACGUGUUGGACGGGACGCCCAAUGGCGACGGGUUUCAUGGUCGGCCUGCUCGCUCCCACGCGUUCGGGAACCAAAGCGCCUCGUGCAGACUUCCACAGGCGCGUCUUGGCGGGGACACUCUCGGCGAGUCUGCGCACGCGUCGCCGGCGUUCUCUGCGUGCGCGCCGUCCGCUUCGCUGAGGAGACUGACGAUUGCGUUCGUCGCGCGACUCCGCUUUCCGGACUUCUUCCGCUCCUCGGAGGAUAUGGUGACCCACCGUGCGCACCACGCAAUGCGCGUCGUCCUCGACAGCAGCCGGAGCGGUUUGACGCCUGGCGAAGCCGCCGCGGGCGGCCGAGGGGGAACGGUCGGAUGCUGGAGAAUGACCAGGGAAAAAUUCAACUGGCACGUGACGCUGUUGACGUCUGCAGCCGUCGAGGCGGUACGCGACUGCUUCGCCGACCUCACGCUCGACGUGUGGCACAGCUGCUUCUACGGCGCCGCCGCCCAGGCUGCAGGCACCAAGUGUGCAAGUCGCGACCGCCUCGAACAACUCCUCAUUGCUCUCCUCGGAAACAACGACGCUCUCAUUCGGCUCGAAGCUGUAAAACUCCUCAAUGCGUUCUACGACAGGCACGACUGGCAACUCCGCCAACCUUUCGUUCCUCUCAUCAAGAAUGUCGGCGACCGUUUCGUCCUCACCGUCUUGAUUGAGACGUGCCGGCCGUGCGGCGCGUCGCCCGCGUCGUCUGACGAACCGACAGACGUCUUUGCAAUCGUCACUGCUCCGUCGUUCAGCCGCGCGAGCACCGCAGAGAUUUACUCGUACCACACUUUCUCUUGGGUCUGUCUCCAGUCGCUGCCGCCCACCCCACAGUCCGUGUCUGCAGCCGCCGCUGCGGAGACAGCUGCCCCGACCGGCGGAGAGACACCGGCGCAGUGGCGGAGACAGCGCUGGCUCGGAACCGCCGACUUUGGCGUCUUCACACGGUGCGGAUUCUACGACUGGCGAAUCUGCAGAGCAAAGGAAAGCGACGGGUCGUGGUGGGUAGUCGAACGCGCCGUCUCCUACGGCGCAUUGCCGGGGAGUUCAGGCAGCUCUUUCCCCACGGCGUCUGCGGCGGUUCUCUCCGCCCCGCUGAUUGAGCCUGAGGCCGUGCCACGCGCCUGCGGGGAGACGGGGCGGCUCCAGGGACAGGCUGUGGGGUGUCUGUCCCCGAAACCUCGGGCUGAUCGACGCCGCGCAGCUGAGGGUCCGGCAGGGGCGGCGGCGGCUCACGCGGCGGCGGCGGCGCUCGCUGCGGCGUUUCCGGUGAAAUCGCCAAAUCCGCAUCACCGCCUGAUGAGGCGAUUUGAGGAACACAGAGAGUUCGACUCUGCGCUCGGCCCACGGCCCCACGAGAGCCAUCACAAGAAGCUGCUCGACGAGUGCAUUCCGCUGCAGGGGCGAGUCGUUGUUCUCCCCGAAGAGACGCGAAAUCUCCAGCUACACGAAGUCUUCGUCGACAGCCAUGAGGCCCAGUGGGAUGAAGAAACAGGAAAAGUUAUUCAGCGAGGAAAUUUCGCGUGCAUCGCCGAAUCGCUUCCCACCCUCGCCGACGCAGGCGUCACGGCGACGCUGGUCACCGGCGUGAUGGAGAGAGACUGUGGGGACGUGGUCUACGAUUCCGAUGGCGACUUCGACUACAACAACCCCGACGCCAGCCCGUUUGCUUCCGUUUGUCGAGCAGCCCCGUGCGGCCUUCUCGGCGGCGUAGGCGGUUUCAUGGAAGUCGUCCAGGAGGCUCGCCGCCUGGGCAUGAAAAUCCUCGUCCAAAUGGCGACCGGUGUCUCGGCUGCGCAUCCGCAUCGCCGCUACGCUCCUCAUCUUCUCCACUUUGAGGAUGCAGACGGGAAGAAGCAGGUUCUCUACGGAGGAGAGACUCUCGGCGUGCUUCCUCAAGAAACCGCAAUCUUAAAUUAUCGCAAACUGGCGACGUGGCAGCUGUUCAUCGACGACCUCAAAAUGUGGAUCAAGAAAUUUGGAAUUGACGGCGUGCGAAUUCCGAACGCCCAGAACCUCCCUCAGCUUCUUGUUGCGGACGCGCAUGCACUGAGCAGGAAGGACGCCGACGGCCAGUUCCACUACGCCGCUCAAGACAUCAUCAUGGGAGAGGUUGUCGUCCCUCACAGCAGUUCGAUGGGAGGCUACUGGAGCUUGGCCUCGCUUGGCGUCUCCAGCCUCGCGCUUUCCUCGUUCCGCAGUGCGGCGUCUCUUCUCUCCACCCCUGGAGGCCUGGUGUACGCCAACCCCUUUUAUGUGAAACUGUGCCGGAGUGUGUGGUUGGAGAGCCCCGACUUCCUUUUCAUCGGCGAGUGCUGGACGGAGUUGCAGCGGCUGCGACAACUCCACGAGACGCAUGCAGCGCCGCUCCCGCCUCUGGGCCUCGCUGCGCCCGCUGUCGCGGCGCUCGACGGUCACGGGCGAAGUUCAGGAGACGUCCUUACACUCGCGUCUUCAAGUGUAUCCGAAUUCUCUGUUGUUCCUUCUCUCCUCGUCAGCAGCGGCAUCGUGCCGCAAUUGCACCUUUUUCCAACCGUCCUCCCUGCCGUUCUCGGCAAACGCCAGCCAGUGCUUCCCAUCUGUCCGUCUUCCAGCGAAGGCUUUUCGUGUGGUGAAGCCGCCGCGCUGAGGCAAACGCAGCUGCAAAUGCCUCUCUUGCCGGCGCCGCCGCGGGUUCUCUUCUCCACCCUCUUCGCCAUGCACCACAACCUCCCUCGAGGCGCGGUGCUCAUUCAGGCCUCCUGCACUCCUGCCUCCCCUUUGCCAGCUCUGGUGUAUGGACGCGCGGCCUGGGCUGCGGUCGAUCUCCUCAUGCUCCUUCCUGAUGUCCCUUGCACGUUUGCCGGAGAGAUGGAAGGCGCCGCCUGCCGCCUCGGAGUCCCCAACGUCUUUGCGUCGGACUGCUCAGCGGGCCGUCUAGCGGCACUCGCCGGCGUUGUAGGAUGUCCUCUGGGAGGGAACAAACUACCCUUCUCACCGCUUCCGAGUCCCGACUACAGCGGAGCCUUCCGCCACGCCUCGCGCUACGGGCCGGGACAACACGGCGACGGCUCAGGCGGGGCAUCUCGGCGGUCUCUCUUUGCGACGCCAAGUCGCACGUGGACGCGCCAGGGUAGCGCGCGGGUUCUCGACGCCGCUCGCGGGCCUUAUCUCUCUCUCAGCGGGGCGCACCAUGUGAGAUAUCCAGGGUAUCCAGGCGGGCUCGGCACCCCCUUCGGCGCAACCCGCACUGAUGCGGGGGGACUUGGCGAAGGCCGCGCACUGUCUGGAAACCCCAAAGGGGAUGCCGACAAGCUGGACGGAGAGGAGGCGCGGCCGCCGCACUCUGCGCUCCCCCUCCUGGAGCGCGUGCGGCUUAUAGACGGGUUCGAGAGUAUUCGGAAGAUGCCGAUGCUGGAGCAAGAGGUUCAGGAGGCGGUGCUUGGGUCGCCGGACGACGACUCGAAUGGGCGUUUUGACCUGAACAGCAUCCACCGCCACUACGUCGAGCGACGGAGACUCAGACAAUCCGACCCUUGCCUCCGGCGCGGCCGUGCGAUUCUCGUGGAUGUCCGGAACCCCGACGGCAGCAGCCUAACGCAGGCCCAUCGCGUGUACGAGGAGUGGCACGAGGCCGUCUCCGACUUUGACGCGUCUUUGCCUGUCCAGGCCGCUGCCGUAGCUGCGUGCCGGCGCGUCCUGGCUGAUGACGGAUCUGCGAGGCGAACCAAGUCGCGGGGACAAGCGCGCGCCGCGUGCGUCUCUGCUGUCGUGGAGCCUGUUGACGAGCGCGAGAGCCUUGGAGACGCCCCCGAGACGGAGGGAGGCGACGACCGCCUGAUCGCCUUUGUGCGGUUCGAUGACGAACGCAUCUGCGAACAACUCGCGCACUACUCGCAGCCAGGAGUGUCGAGUUUCUGUCCUGCGCCGUCGCGGGUUUCCGCGGGACUCGGCAACGAGGGCCGGAGACACGGCCGAAACGCUCGCUCGUGGAGCCAGACGGGCAGUCGAAGCGGCGAGAUCAACGCGGGCGGGGCGACCUUCAGGCGCGAAUGCAGCUCCAGAGCGCGAGACUGCGACGGAGACGAGUCAGAUGGAGACAGCUUCGCCUCUGUGCGAGUCGACGUGGCCGAGCACAGGGGCCACUCGCUGGUCCUGGUCGUCACGAACUUGUCGGAAAAAACCCUCCACGACAAAAGCAUCUCGCUGCACGCGCUCCGCCCCGCCUUCCGACAACACCGCAUCAAACACUGGCACUUUCUCCUGCAGAUGUGCGAUUUGUUGACGUGUACCUGCGAAGGGAAUCUCACGACGUUCCUCCAGUCUCACCAACCGCUGCUCCACCCGUCGUCGCGCUUUUCUCCGUGUGCCUCGCGCGUGAACGAGGCUUGCGACGCCGACGCGGGCGCCGCGAUUUUGCCGGACGUGAUCUCGAUUGAAGAGCUCUUGUCUGAGCCGUUCCUGCUGCCGGCGAUUCCGCCCUACAGUUCGCUUCUUCGGGGUUUCACGCUGUUGCCUCUCGCCAUGCCGUCUGCCUUGGGGCCUCCCGUCUCCCUCGGGUCUCUUCGCUGUCCCCCCGCGAGCUCCGUGGCUUCCCAGGAUCGCGAGGAUUUGCCCCACCGGCCGCCCUCCCCCCUUGCAUGCGCCUCCUCUCCCCUUGCAUGCGUCCCGUCCCCCCUUGCAUGCGCCUCCUCCCUGUACACCUCGCUCUUCUGCUGUUCUCUCCUUCGUCUCCAAGGCCUUCUGCGGCGCCUCAUUCACCAGUCGCCGGGGGUUGACGAGGGCGGGUUGCGCUCCACAGGGGACUGCCUCAGACUUCCGCUUGGUCCUCGCGAGAGCAAGCGGACCUCCACGGGAGGCAACAUGGUUCUUCACAUCUUGAGACAAGUCGCAGGUGACGCAGAUCUGUUUGCGUCUUCGCUUGCCAAAGAAGAGACGCGGGCGGCGGAGCUCGACUUGCUGGCCGAGUUUCUCGAGGAACUUGCCUUCGCCUUGCGCUAUAGAGAAACCCGUCUGCGGGCGAAGCAGAGACUGGGCGAUCUCGAAGGCCAGCGCCACGGGACAGACCUCCAGGAAGACGAAACGCAAGAAGAAGAGAGUCAACCCAGUGCUGCCUUGUCACUUUUCAGCAUCUGCUCCGACAGCAAAAUCUUCGAACGACAUGAGGAACUCGCGUGCACUUUCAUGGCGCGCCUGAAGAGACUCGUCGCAGGCAAGGCGCCGACUGCGUCUUCGCAGGCAGGAGAGGCGCUCGCGGGCGACGUUUCCCCUGCAAUUUCUCUGGCCAACGAGGUCUUGGAGAAAAACUCGCUAGGCGCAAUUUGUUUUGUUACACCCGAGUUGGGUCGCUGGUCCACAGUGGGUGGAUUGGGCGUCAUGGUAGACGAACUCUCAACGACGCUUGCUACCGAACUCGGCCAAGAGGUUUGGGUGGUCUCCCCAUACUACGAUCGAAACCGAAAAGGCGAACAAGAUUACCUCGCCAGAGACGGCAUUCACCACGCGUUCAACGUCACCGUCAAUGUUGGAGGCGAGUCCAUCACCCUCGGUGUUCAUACGGGCUCCGUCGUCCCAGGUGUGAAGCUCUUCUUCCUCCACUGCGCCUCGGUCUUUCCUUACAUCUACCCUGAUGUCUACGGCCUCGAACAGAUUCGUUUUAUUGUCACCUUCGCCAAGGCGGCUCUGGAAAUCUUCUGCCAUCUUCGGGCCAUCCCGCCGCUGAUUAUCACGAACGAUUGGCCUACGUGUUUGAUUCCUGCGUAUGCCAAACGCCGCUUCUUCGGGAACGUCUUUGAUUCGACGACAUUCUACCACAUCAUUCACAAUCUCGACUCGUCCUACGAAGGGCGUAUUUAUUUGAACAAGCGAGAAGACGUCUAUUGGCUUCACGGUCUCCCAACGGAUCUACUUGUAGACCCUCACUGGCAUAAUUUCGUCAUCAACCCUUCCCGCUGCGUCUUGCUGCAAUGCGACGGCUGGGGCACAGUGUCUCCCUCCUAUCGCGAUGAAUUGAUCAACGAAGGCGGCAAGGGAAAUGCUUCCCCUCUGGCGCCGCUUCUGCGUCGACACCACCAUCCCUUCGCCACUCCUAACGGCAUCCCGAUCAAGCUGCGCUUGGAAAGGUUGAAGAAUUUGGGUUUUCGGACGCACUGGGAGGCGAAGACUGCGGUGCAAUGCCGCUACUUCAACUUCGAGAAGGGCGAUGAGUCGAUUCCCCUUCUCGCAUUCAUUGGUCGCAUCACUCAGCAGAAAGGUGUGCACCUUAUCGUGGAGCUCGCCGAGAAUUUGAUUCGCCGGUACAACGGGCGCGUCCAGAUCCUCGUCGGAGGCAUGGCGAACUGGAACGACGGCUACGCAGCGAGAUGUGCCAACCAAAUGCUGGAUCUGCGUGCGCGCUUCCCGCACUCCUUCUGGGCCGAUCCUGGCGAAUUCUUCUCUAACGGCGCUUUGGUCAACCUCGGGGCCGAUUUUGGUCUCAUGCCCUCGCUUUUCGAGCCCGGAGGCAUUGUGCAGCACGAAUUUUUCAUUGCAGGCACGCCGGUGAUUGCCUUCAGAACUGGCGGGCUAAAGGACACCGUUCGCGAGGGCAACCCCACCCCGAGCCUCCCUGGCGGGAAAGUUUCAGUCGAGAAUGCGCGGAAGAACAACGGGUUCACCUUUGACGCAUACACCGCAGGCGACUUCCUCUUCGCCAUUGAGAGGGCCAUGCGCGUCUUCGGCGACCGGGCCAAGUACGAGCAGUUGCGCGCAAACGCCCGAGCGUCGGUUGUGUCGUGCGAGGAAAGUGCGCGGGCGUGGCUAGGGGAGUUUGCGCGGCUGCGAAAAAAGAUUCCAGUCAACGAAAAGCGGGUUCAGGAAAUUUUCCAGGCGCUUCCCGAGUGGUCUGAGGCAGAUUGGCGCCGCCGUCGGACGGGGGCGGCGUCUCCUGCGUUUUCUUCUGUCUUCUUUUCUUCCUUCUCGGAAUCGGUUUCUCCCAAGCCGGCCGCGGGCACCGUGAUCGACUCUCUGCCGCGCGGGCCCGUACCCACGUCGCCGUUUCCUCCCUCAACUUUGCUCGAACUUCUCCAGUUCUGUGAAGACCGCGACAUGCGCAUGCGCGCUGCAGGCCGGGACCUCGACCCCAGGGGAAGAGCCGACGGCUGCGGCCUAGAGGGAGACUCCCUCGAUGACGCCUCGCCGAACGGCGAAGACAGCGAAAGCAGUGAAGGCAGUAAAGACCGCGACGAGGGCGAGGCGCGACAGGAGAGCAGAGAGAGGGAAGGAGACGAACGAAGCGGCGAGGGGGUGAAGCGACAAGCGGAAGUGGAAGGCACAUUUGAUGACUGGCGAGUUCGGCGGCCUCUGGCGUGGGAUAAUGCUUUGCAGGCGUUCGUGCUUUCUCUCGCGCUCCGCCCUGGAAAGUAUUUCUACAAACUCGUCGUCGACGGGGAGUGGGUUUGCGUUGCAGAUGCCCCCAAGCAGAUCGAUAGCCUGGGGAACGAAAACAACUUCCUGCAGGUUCCCUAA
Messenger RNA from Neospora caninum, 9228 nucleotides. RefSeq names its product granule-bound starch synthase WX-TsB protein,related. The record is from RefSeq and is a predicted model, not a curated record. The transcript is spliced from 41 exons. Gene Ontology annotation, molecular function: glycosyltransferase activity. Bases 1 to 9228 code for a protein of 3075 amino acids. Lineage: Eukaryota; Apicomplexa; Conoidasida; Eucoccidiorida; Sarcocystidae.